AUUUCAACUAAAAGAAAUAAAAAUAUUGCUUCAACAAAUUCUUGUAACCGUUUGCCAAAAAACCUCAGUGUACUCUGCUUUUGCUGCCACUAAAUCAAACUCCAAGAUUCAACAAACACUAUCAAUCACAGCAAACAAAGAACGAAAGAGUAAGAAUCAAAUUAAAGGCUUAGAUGAUGCCACAUCAUUUGGGAAAAAUUCGUGAUCCGUUUUUACGCUUCAAAGUAGCAUUUACCAAAUCUAAAAGUUCCUAAAUCUGGACAUAAUCUUCAACUAAUUCAGUUUUAAAUAGGGAUCAAAAGUGUAUUAGCACUCUUCGGAAGUGCCAAAUUCAACUACUUCACUCAUUCAAGUUCUGAAUUCAACUAAUUCAGUUUUACUUUGGUUAGUUCUUCUUUUCCACUUCACUUUUUGGAUUACUUUGGUUAGUUCUUUAAGUUUCGUGUUUGUAACAAUUAUGUUUUAAGUGUUUUAUAUGUAGAGAUGCCCUUUUAAGUUUUUUAGUUAACAAAUAGGUCAUUUGUGUUUCUAACUUGUUGCAAAGUCAGGUGGUAACUUCUGUUACUUUAUUAUACCGUGACCGUUAACGUCGACUUCCACCAUGGUGGGUAUUUUGACGAAAAUGGCACAUAUGUUGGAAAAGAUUAACCGAACGGGUAACAAUGCAACAAGUUUUUGUAACGGGGAUAACUUAAAGGGAAGAAAACCAUCAAAGCUAGACAUGGAGUCAGAUAGAAUUAGUUGCUUACCGGAUCAUAUAAUAGAUCAGAUCCUCUCACACUUGCCAAUUAAGGACGCAGGGAGAACAAGUGUUUUAUCCAGCAUAUGGAGAAACAAAUGGUCCACACAACCAGAUCUUGUGUUUGAUAAACAAUGUGCACCUGUUGCAACUUCCGGACUCCCUUCGGUUAUCAAGAUUAAAUUUUUGAGAAUGAUUGAUCAUGUACUUUUACUUCAUUCUGGGCCGAUCAACAAGGUCAAGAUCUCCGACUCUGGUCGUCAUAUCAUUGAUAUGAACUCUGUGGCUGAUAUUGAUCGGUGGAUUCUUCAUCUAACCAAAAGGUCUAUCAAAAAGCUUGUCCUGCACUUUUGUUUUCAGUUUCAGCAACGCUAUAAGAUACCUUGGUGUUUAUUUUCUUGUCAAAGUUUACAAGGUUUAAAAUUAUACUACUGUUGGCUUAAACCUCCAACAACGUUUGAAGGCUUUAGGAACUUGAAAAGUCUUAAAUUAAAACAGGUUACAAUGGCUCAAGAUGCUUUUGAAAAUUUGAUAUCUGGCUCCCCUCUGCUUGAAAAACUGAUAUUGUCGGAUUGUAUUGGCUUCACCCAAAUUAAUAUCCACGCACCAAAUAUGUGGUUUGUUGAAAUCGUGGGGAAAUUUGAGGGUAUUAGCUUUGACAACACUCCUCAAUUGGCUAACGUCUUUGUUAAUCAAACUACUCAAAGUAGAUUGCAUCGAUGCUCUAGCAAUUUGGUCAAUUUUUUCGAUCAUCUACCCAACAUUGCGGUCCUAGUAAUACAUUCAUAUUUUAUAAAGAUUUUGCUUGCAGAUGUUGUGGUGCCAGUAAAACUUCCUACACCUUGUAUCAAUCUAACAUCUCUUUCCGUAUGCAUAAACUUCAAUGACUUGAAGGAAAUUUCGGCUGGUCUUUGCUUGCUCAAAAGUUCACCUAAUCUGCAAGUAUUAGGAAUCUUUGCACGACAUGAAAAGCAUGCUGACCUUUUAACACCUGUCUCCUAUUGUUGGGAAGAUAUAUUUUCAGAGCCAAUUAUGUCCUUCAAAUUGGAACGUGUAAUGGUAGGAGACAUAUCCGGUACCAAAUCUGAAUUAGAUUUUAUCAGAUUUAUCCUUCUCUAUUCACCCGUGCUCGAAAAGAUGACCGUGGAGCCUGUUGUAAACUUCACAUCGGAGUUGAUGACAGAAUUAAUCCGAUUCAGGAGAGUAUCGGGACAAGCUGAAAUUGUUUACCUUGCGAAAGACUCUUCGUAAUGUUUUUUAUUCUCCUCAAAUCAUCUUGUGUAUUAUGAUGACUUUUAUGGUGGUUAUGACUAAAGUUAAACUUUUUAAUGACAUGGCAAAUUAUAAACUCCUUUAUAUUGCAUACGCUCCAAAUUAGGAGAAUGAAAAAUUGAAUGAUGUUAGAUGGAAUGAGUAACAUUGUGUUCUAUUUCACUCCAUUCAUUUUUUACAAAUCCAAACAAUUAAAUCUAAUGAUUUACCAUGAUGUGGUUUAGAAUGUGGACCAAAGUUUGGGUGUUCAUCAUGUUAUAUUUGAGAGUGACUCAAAAACUCUUGUUGAUGCUAUCCUUGCAAAUAAGGGAGGUGUAGGUGAAUUUGGUUCUAUUGUUUCUAAUAUUAGAGGCAUGAUUGUUAGUAAUUCCAAUUUUGUAGUUAAGUUUGUUCGUGGUAAAGAGAAUAUGGUUGCUUAUAUCCUUUUUAGGGCGGCCAUUUCUUAUGUUGGUCACCGUACUUUUGAUUCUUUAUCAUCUUGUAUUAAGCAUCUUUUGAUUAAUUAAAUGAAUUGAGUUUUCUUUUGUCAAAAAGAUAUAAAAAAAAA
Molecule: messenger RNA, 2558 nt
Organism: Trifolium pratense (red clover)
Lineage: Eukaryota; Viridiplantae; Streptophyta; Magnoliopsida; Fabales; Fabaceae
Product: F-box/FBD/LRR-repeat protein At1g13570-like
Exons: 4
Coding region: 602-1990 (462 amino acids)
Molecular function (GO): protein binding
Source: RefSeq, a predicted model, not a curated record